AUGGGUACGGAUUCCACAACAGUUCAUAUCAAGGGUUCGAAGCAGUGUGUCGAAUCGGCAAAAGCUCGAAUUGAGGAAAUUGUAGAAGACAUCGAAAAGCAAGUCAACAUACAAGUGGAGAUCCCAGCACAAUUUCAUCGUGCUCUUCUCGUCAAUCGAGGUCAAAGAAUUCACGACCUUCAGUCGAAGCAUGGCGUUCUCAUUCGCUUCCCCGAUCGUCGACCGGAGGGCGCAGAGGAUGCUGACCCACAUGCAGCAGAUUUGGUUACCAUAUCAGGACGUGAUACAAAGUGUGAAGCUGCCAAAAUUGAACUUCUGUCUAUGGUCCCUGUCACUAGAACUAUCAAUGUGCCAAUCGAAAUGCAUCGUGGUCUAAUUGGACGUGGAGGAGAAACGGUUCGAAAGCUCAUGCAAGACUAUGACGUCAAUAUUUCUAUCCCGAAAAAUAAUGAAAGUGAAGAGAUCACGGUGACUGGUCCAUCUGAUAAUGUCGAGGAAGCUCUUGAGAAGAUCAGAGAAAAAGUUGCUGAAUUCGAAGCACAAGCUGAAGACAGGAGAUUGCGUUCCUUCCAACUUGUCAUCGAUGUGCCGGCUGAAUAUCAUCAACGUGUGAUUGGCCCUAAAGGAGCCACAGUAAAUGCGCUCAGGGCUAAGCACGAUGUACAGAUCAGCUUGCCACGUGGAGACGAGAAAUGCGAUCAAAUUACCAUCCAAGGGUAUGAGGCAGCAGCACGAGCUUGUGCAGCGGAAAUCGACGAGAUGAUUGAGGAGAUCCGCUCUAUGUUCACUCAAGAAGUCUCUAUCGAUGCUGGAUUCCAUCCUCGUAUGAUCGGUGUUCGCGGAAAGAACCUUAAGAAGCUUAUGGAAGACUUUGGAGUGGAAAUCCGCUUCCCUCGUGACGCAGCAGAUCCAAAUCUCGUCAUCAUUGCUGGAAAGAGUGAAGAUGCGGUAUAUGACUGUAUUGAUCAUCUGAGAAUUGAGGAGGAGGAGUUCUUAGUUGAUCGCGUGGACAGAAGCCCAUACAUUUCGACACGUGUUCAAGAACCGCCGAAACCAAACAAACCGAUCCAGGUGACUAAUGCGCCAUGGCAGUUGGACAUCGGAAGCGCUGAACAUUUCCCAGACAUGGGUUCUUCUGCACCAACACAUGCUGUGGGUGGUGCAUGGGGAAGCGCUCGUCGUUGGUGA
Messenger RNA from Haemonchus placei, 1188 nucleotides. NCBI's taxonomy places the organism in Eukaryota, Metazoa, Nematoda, Chromadorea, Rhabditida, Trichostrongylidae. The record is from the annotation of a GenBank genome assembly.